Molecule: messenger RNA, 1491 nt
Organism: Funneliformis caledonium
Lineage: Eukaryota; Fungi; Glomeromycota; Glomeromycetes; Glomerales; Glomeraceae
Source: the annotation of a GenBank genome assembly
AAAUAAACGAUUAUUUCAAAAUUGUUAACGAUGAACAGUGUACUUAUUAUAACUUUUUGAAAAAGUUUCAGUACGUCAUUCUGGAUGCUCCCCCUUAUACAGAUGAUUGGACAGGUAUAGAUGGAGUUUGGUACAGAAGAUAUUCUGAAUAUGCUAAAAAAGCAGGCAAACAAGCAAGUUGGGUUGAUGGCCCAAGUGAUGAGUGUAUACAUCCACAUGCACCAAUGAAAUCCUUUUUUGAAGAAAUUAUCAUGGAACGAAAGAAGAGAACUGUUCAAAGAAAUUACAUAAGUUCCAGUAUAUAUGUAUUGGACAAAUCAAGAGAAAUUGGUGAACAACAACUAAUUUUAGAUUUAUCUGAAGCAGCACCAAGUAAUAUAAAAAGAUCCCAAGAAGAUGAAGUGGAAAAAUCCUCUAAGAAGUCAAAAUCGAUCAUUAAUAAUAAACAUGAAGAAUUUGUUUUUGAACAAAAGAAUUUGGAUGUUAACGAAUCACAUGACAAAAAUGAAUUUGAUAAUGUUGAUUUAAUUGAUUUAAUUGAUGAAGAAGGAGAAUUAUUUUUUGAAAUUACUGAACUGUCAUUAAUACAAGAAAAGGUCCAAAAAGCAAUUGAAAACUGUACUGAUGAAUUGCAAAUUAAAUUACUAAAAUGGCAGCAACACAUGCUUAAAAAAUUAGAGUCUGGUACACAUUGUCCAACAAGUCAAAAUAUUCAUAAAUUGCUUGCUACUUCAUCAGUUUUUUAUUUCCAACAAAAAGUUGAGCAUGCAUAUAUUGAUUUUUUAACACCUUAUGAAAUUGCUGCAAUCAAGUCACUUGUCAACUCAGACUUUGAACAGAUUGGAACUUCAGAUGAUAUCAAGUUGUUUGUGGAAGAAAACAAAAAGAAAUUUCGACGGGAUGCUCUUGAAGAACUUGAAACAUAUAUCAAGGAAUGUUCAAUAAACCAAAAUGGAUGUAUAAAUAAAACUUUUUUUAAAUUACUUGAAGAGAUUAGUGUUGAAUCUAAAGCUUCUAAACUAUGUAAAAGUCCUGCUGAUGGUAGAAUUCCAGACUAUAUGCUCCACAAUCAAAAAAAUACUCGUACAUCUGUUUUUUUAGAAGUGACAAGCCCUAAACGUGAAGAUGAAGAAAAAAAAAUUAAUUGGGACAUUUACAGGGCUUCAAUACAUGCUAAGGAUGCUAUAGAUUAUGAUAUUAAGAAAUUUAAUAUUCAACCAUCAUCUGGGAAAAAGUUAGCAAUUUUUAUAAACGGAUAUAAAAUGGUAGUAUGUGUAAUGAAACUUCAAUAUCCAGGAAUUUAUCUAAUGGUUGAAGUGGCCAAUUGUACAAUUCCAAAUUCUGUUCGUCAAUUAGAAUCAAUUAUGAAACUUCAUCAGACUUUGAUUAGUAUUAAGGAAAAUGCAAUAGAUUAUCUUGAAGAAGAUGGAUAUAGUAUACCAACUAGUACAAAUUAUUUUGAUUGGAUUAAUCCAACUGCAACUACACCAA